AUGAAAUUGCCUCUUUUUUGGUUUUGCAUACUCUUCUUAUUCUUCACUUUCAACUUCUUAACCUCAGUCUCAGCAGCCAGCAAGGAGAAGAAAUCCAAGGGCAAGGGGGCAAAAUGGUCAAACAGCUGGGGUAAAACUCACAUUGGAGGAUCCUCUUCUUCAGUUUUAUCCUCUCCAGGUAGCUCAGUGGGAUUAGAUGGCAGUGUAGGGUCUUUGUGGAGCACAUCUGGCCGCAGGACUGGCAGUUUGUACUGCAGGGUAGGAAUUGGCUUUCAUCUCCAGAUCCACCCGGAUGGCAAAGUCAACGGCUCCCAUGAAGCCAAUCAUUUAAGUAUUUUGGAAAUAUUUGCCAUCUCUCAGGGGAUUGUAGGAAUAAGAGGAGUUUUCACCAACACAUUUUUAGCCAUGUCAAAGAAAGGAAAACUUCAUGCAACUCCCAAAUUUACAGAUGAAUGUAAAUUCAUGGAGAGAUAUCAGGAAAACAGCUACAACACCUAUGCUUCAGCUGUUUACAGGACUGAAAAGUCAGGACGAAGGUGGUAUGUGGCGCUAAACAAACGAGGAAAGGCAAAAAGAGGCUGCAGCCCACGAGUAAGGCCUCAACAUAUAUCAACACACUUCCUUCCAAGGAUCAAAUACACAGAACCUCCAGAACUCUCUUUCACCAUUACAGCUCCUGAAAAGAAAAAGACUGCAGCAUCUCCCACCAAACCAAAGACUGUAGUGCCUCCAUCAAAGAAGAACAGUAGUCCAGUUAGAUAUAGACUGAAGUUUCGCUUUGGAUAAAUUGUGCUUUGCACUUAUUUGGGAAGAUUUAAUAACCUAGUGAAAACUGAUGAUGGAUACCACGACACAGUCUACAAACAACUCCAGAAACAUACAUAUAAACAUAUUUUAUUUUUGAAA
Molecule: messenger RNA, 906 nt
Organism: Spea bombifrons (plains spadefoot toad)
Lineage: Eukaryota; Metazoa; Chordata; Amphibia; Anura; Pelobatidae
Gene: FGF5
Product: fibroblast growth factor 5
Exons: 3
Coding region: 1-786 (261 amino acids)
Biological process (GO): positive regulation of cell population proliferation; positive regulation of gene expression; positive regulation of protein phosphorylation
Cellular component (GO): cytoplasm
Molecular function (GO): fibroblast growth factor receptor binding; growth factor activity
Source: RefSeq, a predicted model, not a curated record